CCCAUGGACCCUCUGAGGCAGUCCCCCUCCCCCUGCUCAUCGCGGCCCUCCAGCCCCAGGACCCCACCCUGUGAGACGCUUGGUUACGUCGGCAUCGAGGCUGUACUGGACCAGCUGAAGAUCAAGGCCAUGAAGAUGGGGUUCGAGUUCAACAUCAUGGUGGUGGGGCAGAGCGGGCUGGGCAAGUCCACGAUGGUGAACACGCUGUUCAAGUCCAAGAUGUGGAAGUCCACCCUGCCGGGCCUGGGAGUGCCCACGCCCCAGACCCUGCAGCUGCAGUCAGUGACCCACGUCAUCGAGGAGAAGGGCGUGAAGCUCAAGCUAACUGUGACCGACACGCCCGGCUUCGGGGACCAGAUCAACAACGACAAGUGCUGGGACCCGAUCCUGGGCUACAUCAAUGAGCAGUACGAGCGGUACCUGCAGGAGGAGAUCCUCAUCACCCGCCAGCGCCACAUCCCCGACACCCGCGUGCACUGCUGCGUGUACUUCGUGCCGCCCACUGGGCACUGCCUGCGGCCCCUGGACAUUGAGUUCCUGCAGCGGCUGUGCCGGGUGGUGAACGUGGUGCCAGUGAUCGCCCGGGCAGACAGCCUGACCCUUGAGGAGCGAGAGGCCUUCAGGAGCAGGAUCCAGCACAACCUGAGGACUCACUGCAUUGACGUGUACCCGCAGAAGUGCUUCGACGAGGACAUCAAUGACAGGAUCCUCAACAGCAAGAUCAGGGACCGGAUCCCCUUUGCAGUGGUCGGGGCCGACCAAGAGCACCUGGUGAACGGGAGGUGUGUCCUGGGCCGGAAGACGAAGUGGGGCAUCGUUGAAGUGGAGAACAUGGCGCACUGUGAGUUUCCCCUCCUGAGAGACCUGCUCAUCCGCUCCCACCUCCAGGACCUGAAGGACAUCACCCACAACGUCCACUACGAGAACUACCGCGUCUACAGGCUCAACGAAAGCCACGUGCUGCCCCGCGGGCCCGGCUGGGUGAACCUGGCUCCGGCCCCCACCGAUCCCCCUGCCACUCCCGGGCCCUGGAAGGUCCGCCGGCGGGCCCACGACAGUUCUGACGAGGAGUGCUGA
Diceros bicornis minor is the source of this 1077-nucleotide messenger RNA. It is a transcript of the gene SEPTIN12, whose product is annotated as septin 12. Bases 4 to 1077 code for a protein of 357 amino acids. Lineage: Eukaryota; Metazoa; Chordata; Mammalia; Perissodactyla; Rhinocerotidae. The record is from RefSeq and is a predicted model, not a curated record. Gene Ontology annotation, biological process: cytoskeleton-dependent cytokinesis. The transcript has 9 exons. Gene Ontology annotation, molecular function: GTP binding; molecular adaptor activity; GTPase activity. Gene Ontology annotation, cellular component: microtubule cytoskeleton; septin ring; cell division site.